This is a messenger RNA of Hyalella azteca, 2340 nucleotides long. RefSeq names its product adhesive plaque matrix protein-like. The record is from RefSeq and is a predicted model, not a curated record. Lineage: Eukaryota; Metazoa; Arthropoda; Malacostraca; Amphipoda; Hyalellidae. The transcript is spliced from 4 exons. Bases 1 to 2340 code for a protein of 779 amino acids.
AUGUCUGACCAGGAAGGAUCCAGUGUGAAGUUUUUAACUGGAAUGAAAGAGAAGACUCGUGUGAUAAAAUUAAGGAAAGUUUUUCAAGGACAGUUUUUCUUGCACGUUUCGAAAUUGCGAACCGUGUAUGAAUGCGAGACCGAAAUUGAACCUGAGAAAGAACUUGAACCCGAGAACGAACUUGAACCCGAGAACGAACUUGAACCCGAGAACGAACUUGAACCCGAGAACGAACUUGGACCCGAGAACGAACUUGGACCCGAGAACGAACUUGGACCCGAGAACGAACUUGAACCUAAGAACGAACUUGAACCUGAGAACGAAGAUUCUUGUUAUAUUCAAUCAGACAUAUCUGUAAAUACCUCAAAAAAUUCAAUUAGUGAGAAGAGAAUGGCCCCGACAACUCUGACUGUUUCAAGUGAUUUGCCUUGCUCAUUGUCCAAGCAAGCCCCGCCUAUAAACCAAACAAUUCAAUCGACAUUCCAGCUUGUUGCAAACAACCCUGAACCAGUAUAUCCUUCAAGCAUCCAACCGGCGAUCAAGCCUAUGACAUUUAUUCCUGGAUUAUCGCCGCACCCAGGCAAUCAACCAGCAAUCGUAACCGCAACAUACAGUCAUAAAAUCGUUCAAUCAACCACCAACCCCGCUACGUACGAUCAUUUACCGCCGUGUUACCCAAGCAUGCAAUCAGUAAUUCAGCCUCCGAUGAACAGCUCCGGACAUUAUCCUUGUUCAGGUAUUCAACCGACAACCCAACCCACUACGUACCCUGGCCUCUCGUAUAACCAGAGCAUUCAACCGCCAAUCCAGGCGUCCGAUCCGUGGCCGUUGUAUUAUCCAAGCAACCAACCUUCAAUCCAACUUUCGUCUUCCACGUGGAAUCCUGGCUCGUCGCAAUAUGUGAACAAUCAAGAUGAGAUUCAACCGUCGACGUCCAAUUUGGGUACGCCGCAAUAUGUGAAAAAUCAAAACGAGGUACAAUUUUCGACACAUAGUAAUUUGCUGCCAUCUCUUCCAGGCAUUCAAUCCACAGUCCAACCUCUAACGUGCCAUUCUGGACCGUUGUCCUACCCAAACAAUCGACCAACAAUCCAAACGUCGGCAUGCAAUCCUAUGCCGGUGCCUGGCCUCAGAACUGUACCGAGGGUUCAACCCAACAUGCAUAAUCCUGUACCCUCCCCUUACCAAAACAAUAUACCAGCGAGUCAACCUAUAACCUUCAAUCCUGGGUCUUCCUCUCCCCCAUGCAUUCAACCUGUGAUCCAGCAACAAGGGCAAAAUCGUGCACUGUUGCCAUACCCAAGCAAUCAACCGGCGAUUCAACCUGUCACUUACAAUCGUGAGGUGACGUCUCCUCCGAUUAUUCAACCUGUGAUCCAGCCUGAGACAUAUAAACUUGGGUCAUCGUCUCCUCCAAUUCCUGAACCGGCAACCCAACCAACCGAGCACAUAACUGGUCCAUUACCAGACCUAAACAAUCAACCGGCGAUUCAAUCUGUGCCUUACAAUCGUGAGCUGACAUCUCCUUCGACCAUUCAAUCGGCGAUCCAACUUGAAAUAUACAAUCCUGAGUCUGUAUCUCCUUCAAAUACUCUGCCGACGCUCCAAACUACGAUGCACGGUCCUGGACUGCAGUCUUACCCGAACAAUCAACCGACAAUUCAGCUCAAUUUGCAUAACACUGAGCCAUUUUCUUACCAGAAAAUGAAUCCCCCAGUCAACCAGUUCAAUGCGUGCAAUACUAUGUCCACGUAUUAUCCUAGCAAUCAACCUGCAAUGCAGGCCUCUAUACAACACCCUGAGCCGCCGUCCAACCCAAGCAAUCAAAGUGUUAUCCGGUUCAAUCCACCGGCUAUCCAGCCUAAUCUGUGUCAUCCGGUGCUGUCGUCUCAACCGAACAAUCCAUCGGCUAUCCAGCCGGCUAUGUGCGAUCCUGUACCGCCGUCUCAACCGAUCAAUCAACCGGCUAUUCAGCCUGCUAUAUGUGAUUCAAUUCCAUCGUCGCAACUGGACUUUCCACCGGCUAUCGAACCUGCUAUCAAUCCACCGGCUAUCCAGCCUAAUCUGUGUCAUCCGCUGCUGUCGUCUCAACCGAACAACCCAUCGGCUAUCCAGCCCGCUAUGUGUGGUCCUGUACCGCCGUCUCAACCGAUCAAUCAACCGGCUAUCUACUUUUCGUCGUGUCAGCGAUGCGAUGCAGCUCACACACUCAGGAGUCCUAUUGCUUCCCCAACCGCUCCUAAACUUCCUAUGACAUCGAAAAUUCAAUAUAAGAAGAUGACACUCGCUGAGCUCGACAUUGCGCUAAGGAACAUUUUCCAAAGAAGUUUGUCGGUUUGA